UUUAAUUUUUAAUUAAAAUAUGCCCGUGCCAUUGAUAUUGGUUUUAGAAACUAAGAUACACAGUGAUUAAACACAGGCCGAUGAACAACAACUGAUUUGAAUUUGCACCUUGAGAAGCCUUCAUGCCAUUUGAAUCGAAUUAAUGUGUGACAGUUGGUGGAAGGAGAAAUAUUAUCUUCUAUAGCUUUAUGAUUCCAUUCUUUGGCUUUGUAAAGAUCUUGGCCAUAACUUCGAUUUAAAUGCUGGAUGCUUCGAUUUUAAUUAUGUUGGUGGUGGCGUAUAUUAUCUUUACACUGGAUUAUUUAGUGAGCGCUGAUCAAAGUUUUAAUUAUGAAAUAGUGAAUCGCUAUGGUUUGGGAAAGCCCAUUAUUUACAAGUAAAAUUAAAAAUGGCGGUUACCCGUACCCCGAAAAGCUUCCUUCAGAAAAGCCAGCGAUAUACGUGCGACCACCGUACAGGAGCGUGUACCAGGGUACCAGAAACAAGGAAGACAGAAGGGUUUACAACAAGAAAUUUCACUACCCGUCCAAAACUAGUGGACACCAUUUGUAUUGCGAAGGAGUUUUUGAUUGCACUCUGUCCCACAUAGCGGUGGAAACGAAUGGGAGCAUACCAAUCAUAUUCCGCGGAGGCGCCGGCCACAAGUACUUCACCGUGAUCAUUAGGGCCGAACCCUUCGAGGAAUUGGCGGGCAGCGUCAGGGCGUACUGCCGGCGACCUCCGAAAGGCGAAGAACACGUCGCCAUGUUCAGAAGGUUCAGGAGAUAUUUGUAGCAAAACAAACAGCUACAAAUGAUUAUUUUACAUAAAUUUUUG
Molecule: messenger RNA, 816 nt
Organism: Pararge aegeria (speckled wood butterfly)
Lineage: Eukaryota; Metazoa; Arthropoda; Insecta; Lepidoptera; Nymphalidae
Exons: 3
Coding region: 349-774 (141 amino acids)
Source: RefSeq, a predicted model, not a curated record